Molecule: messenger RNA, 1374 nt
Organism: Trichoderma virens Gv29-8
Lineage: Eukaryota; Fungi; Ascomycota; Sordariomycetes; Hypocreales; Hypocreaceae
Exons: 2
Coding region: 1-1374 (457 amino acids)
Cellular component (GO): intracellular anatomical structure
Molecular function (GO): NADPH dehydrogenase activity; NADP binding; FMN binding
Source: RefSeq, a predicted model, not a curated record
AUGGCCGCAUACCUCACGCAACGCAUUUCUCACCCUCACAUUUCUCAUCCUCACCACGGCAUCAUCGUCUCACGAGCUGGAACACCCGCCCCUGAGAAGACUGCGAAAUGCUCAGCGGCAAUUCCAAACGUCGCUGCCAAGGGCGUCCCAUUCUUUACACCUGAGCAAGAUCCGGUGGCUGGCAGCGCGACCGCUGUCCAACCGUCUGGCAAUCCCAUCCCCAAACUCUUCACGCCUCUCAAAAUCCGUGGCCUUGAAAUGCCAAACCGUAUCUGGGUCAGCCCCAUGUGCCAGUAUAGUGCACACGAGGGCUUCCACACGCCUUGGCAUAUAACUCACUAUGGUGGUAUGGCCCAGCGAGGUCCGGGCCUCAUCAUGCUUGAAGCAACUGCCGUGCAGGCCAAUGGCCGCAUCACUCCGGAAGACUCAGGCAUCUGGCUUGACGCACACGUCGAUACUUUGAAGAAGCAUGUCGACUUUGCCCAUAGCCAAAAUGCUCUCAUCGGAAUCCAACUUGCCCAUGCUGGUCGCAAGGCUUCAACAGUCGCACCCUGGCUUAGCUCUGGAGCCACAGCCACCGAGGCGGUUGGCGGCUGGCCAUCAAACGUGGUGGGACCAAGUGAUGAAGCAUUCAACGAGCAUUACCCCAAGCCCCGAGCUAUAAGCCUAGCUGAGAUUGCACAACUCAAGAGCGACUUCCUUUCCGGCGCGCGUCGAGCUCUCCUGGCCGGAUUUGAUGUAAUCGAUUUGCACUUUGCCCAUGGUUACCUUGUCUCCAGUUUCCUCUCUCCUGCGGUAAACAAUCGCACAGAUCAGUACGGAGGAAGCUUUGAAAAUCGUACGCGCCUUGCGCUUGAAAUUGUUGACGCAAUAAGGGAGAUUAUUCCAAAGGAUAUGCCCUUGUUUGUGCGCAUUAGCGCCACUGACUGGCUGGACACAAAUUCAGACUGGAAUGGUCCAAGCUGGACCGUGGAGGAGAGCAUCAAGUUUGCCAAGAUCCUGGCCCAGCGUGGAGUUGAUGUACUGGAUGUGUCAAGCGGCGGUAACCACGCACAACAGAAAGUCGUCGGCGGACCUGGUUAUCAGGCGCCAUUUGCGAAGGCCAUCAAGGCAGCAGUUGGCGAUGCUAUGCUAGUGAGCUCUGUGGGAAGCAUCAAAACGGGACUCGUGGCGCAGGAGAUUAUCGAAGGAAAAGACGCAGACGACACUCCGUUGGAUUUGAUUGCCGCAGGACGAAUGUUCCAGAAAAAUCCAGGUUUAGUGUGGGCAUGGGCGGAUGAGUUGGGUGUUACCAUCAACGUCGCCCACCAGAUCGGAUGGGGCUUUGGUGGGAGAGCGUCUAAGAAGACGGCGAAGAAACUCACAGUUCCUUGA